UGUUAUGUUUUGAAGAUGACGAUGAUGAUUCUCGUCCUUGUUGUUUCUCUGCUACUUUUAUCAUCGAUUCAAUCUUUUACUCCACCUGAUAGUUACCUAAUUGAUUGCGGUUCUCCGACCAAUACAUCGGUCGGUAAUCGUGUCUUCCUAGCUGAUAACCUAGCCGCCGAUCGUCUCCUUUCUACCCCACAAACCAUUCUAGCUUCCAAUCCACAACCAUUAUCACCUGAUCGAAAGCUAUACCAAACAGCAAGAAUUUUCACUGCCAUUUCCAAAUAUUCAUUUCCAAUCAAACAACCAGGCCGCCACUGGAUCCGAAUCUAUCUAUCCCCUUUCGUUUACCAAAACUACACUCUCAACUCUGCAAAUUUCUCCGUCCAAACUCAAGAUUUCGUCCUUCUAAACCAUUUUACCCCUUCCAACGAAGACACAGUCAAAGAAUUCUCCGUGAAUGUUACAUCCAAUUCCCUAUCGAUCACCUUCAUACCCUCAUCAUCGAAUUCCUUCGCAUUCGUCAAUGCCCUCGAAAUCGUUUCCGUCCCUGAUUCUCUAAUAACAGACGACGCCACAUCCAUCAAUCCAACUACUGCAUUCCAUGGUUUAACAGUCACGGCACUCCAAACUCUCUACCGGAUCAAUAUGGGCGGACCGUAUAUUUCACCGGAAAACGACACACUCACCCGAACUUGGAUCCCCGACGAGCGUUUCCUGUUGUUAAAGUCCGUCGCCGAUAUCACGUCAAACAUUCCGGCCGUUAAGUAUCCGAAAGACGGUGCUACCCCGGACAUUGCUCCGACUACCGUAUAUGGGUCACUUGUUCAUAUGAAAUCCCAUGAUCCCAACAGUAAUUACAACGUGACAUGGGAAUUCGCCAUCGAUCCUGGUUUUCAUUACCUUGUUCGGUUUCAUUUCUGUGAUAUAUUUAGUAAAUCUCUCCAUGAACUCUACUUCAAUGUCUAUAUUGAUUCAUGGAAAGCUGUUACUGAUCUAGAUCUUAGCUCUGUAACUUUUGGUAGAUUGGCAACUGCAUAUUAUAUGGAUUUUGUUACUGUUUUGACGAGCAGCAGCAAUAUGAGCAUUAGUAUUGGACCUUCCUCUUUUCAAAUGGACUAUCCAAACGCCAUUCUAAAUGGACUUGAGAUUAUGAAGAUGAAUAAUCCAGAGGGUAGUGGUUUGGUUUCUGUAGUUUCGGGUCAGAAAUCAAGUUCAAAUAAGCGUGUGGUUUUCAUAGUCGGUUUGAUCAUUGGAACAUUUGUUGUUAUUGUUCUUCUUCUUCUGGUUCCAGCUGUUAUAAUUUGCAGGCGAAAGAGAAGAAAGCUAGCACAACUUCGUUCGAAAACAUGGAUCCCGAUAUCCCUCGACGGAGGAGCUUCUCACACUACGGUUAGUUCGGGUUCUAACAUUGGGUAUCGGAUUCCUUUAGCAGCUCUUUUAGAGGCUACGAAUAGCUUUGACGAGAAUUGGGUCAUUGGAGUUGGCGGGUUCGGGAAAGUUUAUAAGGGUGUCAUGAACGAUGGCACGAAAGUAGCGGUCAAGAGGGGAAAUCCGCGUUCGCAGCAAGGUCUAACGGAAUUCCAAACAGAGAUUGAGAUGCUGUCGCAGUUCCGCCAUCGGCAUUUAGUUUCUCUGAUCGGUUAUUGCGACGAGAAGAACGAGAUGAUUUUGGUUUACGAAUAUAUGGAGAAUGGAACCGUGAAGAGUCAUCUCUACGGUUCAGGUCUGCCGAGCUUAAGUUGGAAGGAGAGGCUCGAAAUAUGCAUAGGAGCAGCUAGAGGACUUCACUACCUUCACACGGGAUACUCGAUAGCAGUCAUUCAUCGUGAUGUGAAGUCUGCAAACAUACUUCUGGACGAGAACCUCAUGGCGAAAGUAGCUGAUUUCGGGCUUUCAAAGGCUGGACCCGAGAUCGAUCAGACCCACGUGAGUACUGCCGUGAAGGGUAGUUUCGGUUACCUCGAUCCGGAAUACUUCAGAAGGCAACAGCUGACAGAGAAAUCCGACGUUUACUCGUUUGGAGUCGUGUUGCUAGAAGUUGCUUGCGCGAGACCUGUCAUAGACCCGUCCCUCCCGAGGGAGAUGGUGAAUUUGGCGGAAUGGGCAAUGAAGUAUCAGAAACAGGGGAGGUUAAAUCAGAUAAUUGAUCGAGCCCUUGAGGGAAAGGUGAGAGCCGAUUCUUUGAAGAAGUUGGGUGAGACGGCUGAGAAGUGUUUGGCUGAUUUUGGGGUGGACAGGCCUUCUAUGGGAGAUGUUUUGUGGAACCUAGAAUAUGCACUUCAACUUCAAGAAGCGGUUAUUGUGGACGAUCCGGAGGAGAACAGUUCAAACAUCAUCAUGGAGCUAUCGCCACAAGUCGGGCGAGUGGAGAUGACUAAUGCGGUUGUGUUUGGUACGCAGUUAGAAGAGUCGAGUGGUGACGACGACGAUGAUCUUUCGGGUGUUUCCAUGAGCAAGGUUUUCUCCCAGCUUGUCAAGUCAGAGGGUCGAUGAUAUAUGUAUGAUCAAAUGUAUUUUUAUGUGCUAUUCCUUUCGAAGAAGCCGGUGUUUGGUUGGGCUCGACUCGGAUCUAGGUGACUGAUUUUUGUAUGCAUUGAAAUCAACCGCACACAACUACAUUGUAAGAACAUUUGUAUCCUAAUAUUAAGGAUGGUAUCGGUUUCAGCUUUAGAUCGAAUACUGGUUUAUAUGAGCAUGUAGGUGUUUAGCUCUGCUUC
Molecule: messenger RNA, 2711 nt
Organism: Impatiens glandulifera
Lineage: Eukaryota; Viridiplantae; Streptophyta; Magnoliopsida; Ericales; Balsaminaceae
Product: receptor-like protein kinase HERK 1
Exons: 1
Coding region: 16-2487 (823 amino acids)
Biological process (GO): protein autophosphorylation
Cellular component (GO): plasmodesma; plasma membrane
Molecular function (GO): transmembrane receptor protein tyrosine kinase activity; ATP binding
Source: RefSeq, a predicted model, not a curated record